Messenger RNA from Phascolarctos cinereus (koala), 3671 nucleotides. It is a transcript of the gene GPR173, whose product is annotated as G protein-coupled receptor 173. Lineage: Eukaryota; Metazoa; Chordata; Mammalia; Diprotodontia; Phascolarctidae. Gene Ontology annotation, biological process: G protein-coupled receptor signaling pathway. The record is from RefSeq and is a predicted model, not a curated record. Gene Ontology annotation, cellular component: plasma membrane. Gene Ontology annotation, molecular function: gonadotropin-releasing hormone receptor activity.
CCAUCUCCUCGUCAUGUCUCUGUCCACUGUUUCUCCCUCUCCCUGUCUCUGCCCAUUCUUAGAGUCUACCUCAGUCUCUCUGGCUCCCCACCCACAUUCCCCCCCCCAAAAUGGAGUCCUGCAGAAACCGUUGGUCAUCAGUGCCUCCUCCCAUUCCCCCACCCCCGCCCCCGUGUUGUUCUGUGUUUCGUUCUCUUUAUCCCUGGCUGUUCUCAGUGACUGUGGGUGGGCAGGAAGUGGGGUGAGGGAGACCAGAUUCUCUUUUCGACACAGAGCCUUUGCUGCCUGUCUCACCUCAGGCCUAAAGGAGGGGAGCAUGUGUGUGGUCAGGAAGACCCUAUCCUACCCAGCCCAUGGCAGCCCGAAGGAGUCUUUGAUCCCCAGCCCCUCCCUCCUUGGGCCAGCCCUUCUAGUGGCAUGAUGCCCAACGCCACUGGGCCAGACGAUCUCAGCGGCAGUGGGUCCUCCCUGCCUCCCACCACAGCCGCCGCCGCUGCCGCCGCCUCCACCUCCAUCAAGCUGGUUCUCUUGGGGGCCAUCAUCUGUAUCAGCUUGGUGGGCAAUGCCCUCCUCUCCCUGCUAGUGCUCAGGGAGCGUGCCCUGCACAAGGCUCCGUACUACUUCCUGCUGGACCUGUGCCUGGCUGAUGGUGUGCGGGCUGCCGUCUGCUUCCCCUUUGUGCUGGCCUCCAUCCGGCAUGGCUCCGCCUGGACCUACAGUGCACUCAGCUGCAAGGUGGUGGCUUUCAUGGCAGUGCUCUUCUGCUUCCAUGCUGCCUUCAUGCUCUUCUGCAUCAGCGUCACCCGCUACAUGGCUGUGGCUCAUCACCGCUUCUAUGCCAAGCGCAUGACCAUCUGGACCAGUGCGGCGGUCAUUUGCAUGGCGUGGACCCUUUCUGUGGCCAUGGCCUUCCCGCCUGUUUUUGACGUGGGCACCUACAAGUUCAUCCGCGAGGAAGACCAAUGCAUCUUUGAACACCGCUACUUCAAGGCCAACGACACGCUGGGUUUCAUGCUCAUGCUGGCUGCCCUCAUGGCCGCCACCCAUGCUGUGUAUGGGAAGCUGCUUCUCUUUGAGUACCGCCACCGCAAGAUGCGCCCUGUCCAGACUGUCCCGGCAGUCAGUCAGAACUGGACGUUUCAUGGGCCUGGCGCCACCGGCCAGGCCGCGGCAAACUGGAUAGCUGGCUUUGGCCGAGGCCCCCUGCCUCCCACGCUGCUGGGCAUCCGGCAGGCAGCUGGAGGUGGGGUGGGCCACGCGGCCAGCCGGCGCCUCCUCGGCAUGGAGGAGUUCCGGGGGGAGAAGGAGCUAGGCCGCAUGUUCUACGCUAUCACUCUGCUGUUUCUGCUGCUCUGGUCUCCUUAUAUUGUGGCCUGCUAUUGGCGGGUUUUUGUGAAGGCCUGUGCCGUGCCUCACCGAUACCUAGCCACUGCCGUAUGGAUGAGCUUUACGCAGGCUGGGGUCAACCCCAUUGUCUGCUUCCUCCUCAACAAGGACCUCAAGAAGUGCCUGAGGACUCAUGCCCCGUGCUGGGGGGCCGGAGGCCCCCAGGCCCCUCGGGAGCCUUACUGUGUUAUGUGAUAGAGGGAGCAUGAAGAAAAGGGAAAAGAGGCUGAGCGAGGGGAAAAGAAGCCCGAAUGGCACAUGAGAAUCGGUGUUGAGGGCAUGGUGGGGAUCCUGGAGGAGGUCCCCAGACUUACCUGAUUCUCUGAGCUCCAUCACAUGGCACUCCUCUGUUACCGGUGGUAUGUGGAGGGGGGGUCCCCAGCAGCCUCUAGGGGAGUAGGGACACACACACACACACACACACACACACACACACACACACACACACCCCAGAUUGUUUUUUUCUUUUUUAAAAACUAGAAACAAAAAAAACGGGGUUUUCUGUCAGUUGUGAAUGUGCUGGGUUUUCACUUACAUUAAUUCCUCUCUCUUGGAUUUGCUGUCUCCAGAGAGAGAUGUUGUUAUGUACUAUAUAAGUUCCCUUCCCCAAACCCAGUAACACUGACUUAGUAAUGAAUGCCCCCCCCAAAGUGGGCAAAGGGAAGGUGACACUCCCUCCAAUGCUAGAGCCCCAUCCAGCGGCACCUCUGCCCCAAACCCCUGCCUCAGGCCUGAGAACCAGGCCCAGGAGGCCAAGGGGGAAGAGGACAAGCGGGCCUCUUGGGGGCCGCCGCCAAGGAUGGUCUUUAGUCUCCAUCAUAUCUCUUCCCACAUUGUGUUCCCACUGGGAAUUCUAAUUUGCCCCCCUGUUGGGGCACGGGGGUGGCUCAGGACCAACACCCCCCACCACCACCACUAGGCUCCCUCCAGUCGCCUCCUUGGGGACAGGCUAGGCAACUCUCCUGCUGUCAUGGGAGGGGACUUAGCUCCCUGGUUCUCCAGGGUCCCUCUGGGAGCCUCAGUGGUCCUUAGACCCCAGCUUGUCCCUGCUGAGGAAUUCUUUCCAUCCUCAGCCUUACUUUUUGCAAGCUGGCCAGCUCCGUCUUUUUUUCCAAGGUGAUACGUGGUCCGUUACAUGGGUGUCCAUGGUCCCAGAACCCUUGUGGAUGUUAUAUCACCUUUUUCUCUCCCUGUUGGGACCUCCUUCUGUCCUCCUCCCAAUCCUCCCUCCUUCUUCACUGACCUGGCUCAGUGUGUCUCAGGGACCCUCCUCCCUUCCCUAAGAACAUACCUCUCUGGAGGUGCCCCAUAGUGGACCUCCUCUCUCACAUGAGCCCUGGAAGCCAACAAGGCUUACAUGGGUGUCAAUGGUCAGGGAUUCCCCUGCAUCAGAGAGUUGACUCUAGACUGUGCAGCCCUCUGGUUCUGAGAAAGAGAGCCCCACCUGCAGGAUGUUAGAGAGGAAGGGGUGGGCUGGGAGGAGGGGAGAGACUCGGAGGGGGAAUUCAGUUGGAGAGGUGAGCUGGGUCUAGGGAAGGUUGCCCGGAGGAGGUCUUGUGUGUGGAUGGGAGAGGAGUCUGAGAGGGCCUGGAGAGCUGGGGGUAUGUAGUAGGGACUGGCUAAGGCCACAGAGAGAAAUGGGGGAGGGGGGGACUUUAAUGCCAAGGGGAAAAGGGUCAACAUUUCGGUCCUGGAGGAGAAGAAAAGGAUGAGAUGCUGAGGCCCAGAGAGUCGCUGGGCUCAGCCUCAUCCAUGAGUUUUCAGGUACGGGAUUUGGCCCUUCACCUCCCCACUCGCAGAUGGGAAGCACAUUGGCUAUAGUGGCCCUGUAUUUGGCCAGCUCCCCCCACUCCCCUUGGCCUCCCCAGUUCUGGGCUUGUUGUUCUCAGCCCUCGCCUGAUAUUCUCUGCAGCUCCUCUCAUCUUCCCUGUGUGGGGGUAUGAGAAGCAAACAGGCAAGCAGUAGAGGGGAAUGGGGACUAGGUAGGCAGCUGGGCUUCAGGCCUUUGGUUUUGGACCAGCCUAGGCUUGGUCCCACCCUGGACCAGUGUGAAGACAUUGUGGUCCAGGGCUAGAGGAGGUAGGGAGUCAGGGCCCUUCAGGGCUGGGCCUGAUGGGAGGAGGGAUGUGGCGAUAGCUACAAUGGGAGGGAUGGGAUGGGAGCUAUCACUGGGCCUGAAGGGAGGGCCCUCGGGCAGGCAGCCGCCCUUUUGGAAGGGCCUUCAUUUUUCUGCCUGUUUUUUUUUUUUUUGUAAACCAAGAUACUGAAGUAAAUAAAAUCUCUCA